Molecule: messenger RNA, 760 nt
Organism: Myotis daubentonii (Daubenton's bat)
Lineage: Eukaryota; Metazoa; Chordata; Mammalia; Chiroptera; Vespertilionidae
Gene: SELENOW
Product: selenoprotein W
Cellular component (GO): cytosol
Source: RefSeq, a predicted model, not a curated record
GAGGAAGGUCCUGGCGGCGCGGGUCCGCCGGGCGCACAUCCCGAGGCCGCGCCCCGGAGGCAGCGCUUCCCCCGCGAGCGAUGCAGCGAUCCCGGGCCGCGGCGCUGGCCGUCAGGGUCGUUUACUGUGGUGCCUGAGGGUACAAGCCCAAGUAUCUUCAACUCAAGAAGAAGUUAGAAGAUGAGUUCCCCGGACGCCUGGACAUCUGCGGCGAGGGGACUCCCCAGGUUACCGGGUUCUUUGAAAUAAUGGUAGCAGGGAAGUUGGUUCACUCUAAGAAGGGAGGCGAUGGCUUCGUGGACACAGAGAGCAAGUUUCUGAAGCUGGUGGCCGCCAUCAAAGCCGCCUUGGCUCAGGCCGGAGUGCCCUGAAGUCGGAGCCCGUGACCUUGGCCCAGCCUCUCGGCAGACGCUUCAUGAUGGGAUGGACUGAAAUGUCUCCAGACGCCGGUCUUUUCCUGAUGUUCCGCGGCUGCCGGGCAGACAGCGCCCUGGUCUGUGCGUGCGUGUGUGCGUGCGUGUGUGUGUGUGUGUGUGUGUGUGUGUGUGUGUCUUUCCCCGGAACCUAGCGUUGCACACUGGCCCUGUCCCCCCCUUUCGCCGUCCCCCUGCCUGCACCCCCGAUGUCUCCCUGUCCCCCCUCUGGUGUUUGGGCUGGUCCAGCUCCAGGUUUCUUUCCCAAGAAGGAGCCAAGAGGGGGUCCGGUUUCAGCCGUGUUUGCAACGUUGACAGUUCAAUAAAUACUGAAUGAGUUUAGCAGA